GUUGAUUAUAAUGUCAGGGCUGUCCAAUUCCCAAGCUAGGAGCAGCAGCUGCAGGCUGCAUUUCACUGAAAUAGUAAGUGAUCCGGAGUCCUUACAAACUUUAUCAUCUCUGUGGCUGGGGAACAGGACAUCGGGAUGAACAGCAAUGGACCUAGUGUUCCUAUCCUGUUCCUUUUUUGUUUUCUUCUACUCUGCACACUUAUCAGAAAGUCCCAGACUGAAGAAGACCUUAUUGUCACAACCAAGAAAGGAAAAAUCAAAGGUCUGCAACUCCCAGUUCUUGGAGGCAUGGUGACAGCAUUCCUCGGUAUUCCCUAUGGGGAGCCUCCCAUUGGUCGACUUCGUUUUCGAAAGCCACGCCCCCGAAACAAGUGGUCUGAUGUUUGGGAUGCCACCAAAUAUUCCAACUCUUGCUAUCAGAACUUUGAUGAUAGUUUUCCUGGGUUUCCAGGAUCUGAGAUGUGGAAUCCAAACACUGAACUUAGUGAAGACUGUUUGUAUCUUAAUGUUUGGGUUCCAUUUCCUAAACCCAAAAAUGCUACAGUCAUGGUUUGGAUCUAUGGGGGCUCUUUUCAGUCUGGGACAUCAUCUUUACCUCUUUAUGAUGGGAAAUUUCUGGCUCGUGUUGAAAGAGUAAUUGUGGUUUCAAUGAACUAUAGGGUGGGUGCCCUUGGAUUUUUGGCCUUUCCAGGGAAUGCUGAGGCCCCAGGAAACAUGGGAUUAUUUGAUCAACAAUUAGCUCUUCAGUGGGUCCAAGAUAAUAUAGCAGCUUUUGGUGGGAAUUCUAAAAGUAUAACUCUGUUUGGAGAGAGUGCAGGGGCUGCUUCAGUCCACUUUCAUAUUCUUUCUCCUAAAAGUCACCCAUUAUUUACAAAAGCUAUUCUCCAAAGUGGGUCGGCCAAUGCCCCGUGGGCAGUAAUGUCUCCUUUGGAGGCCAGAAACCGAACACUGGAUUUAGCAAAAUCCCUGAGUUGUUCUAGAGGAAAUGAAACUGAGCUAAUUAAAUGUCUGCGCAAUAAAAAUCCUCAGGAAAUACUUCAACAUGUAAAUCCCAUUCUCUCCUCUGUUUCUCCCUUAAAAAUCGACUUUUGUCCAACUGUGGAUGGGGACUUUCUCACAGACAUGCCAGACAGCCUUAUCCAGCAGGGGCAUUUUAAACAAACACAGAUAUUAGUGGGAGUUAACAAAGAUGAGGGGACAUAUUUUUUGGUCUAUGGGGCUCCAGGUUUCAGCAAAGAUAACAACAGUAUGAUAAGUCAAAAGGAAUUCCAAGAGGGGAUAAAACAGUUUUUCCCAGGAGUGAGUGAACUGGGAGUGGAAUCCAUACAGUUUCACUACACUGGCUGGUCAGAUGACAAGAUUCCUGAAAAUUUUCGUGAUGCAUUGGAUGAUGUUGUUGGAGAUUAUAAUUUUAUAUGCCCUGCUUUGGAGUUUACCCACAAAUUCUCUGAACUAGGGAAUAAUGCAUUUUUCUACUUCUUUGAGCAUCGGUCAUCCAAAACUCCUUGGCCUGAAUGGAUGGGAGUCAUGCAUGGUUAUGAAAUUGAAUUUGUCUUUGGUUUACCUCUGGAAAGAAGAGUUAAUUACACCAAAGCAGAGGAAAUUCUGAGCCGCUCCAUUAUGAAGACCUGGGCCAGUUUUGCAAAAUAUGGAAAUCCAAAUGGGACUCAGAACAAUGGAACUAGAUGGCCAGUCUUUGAUAGCACAGAACAAAAAUAUGUUACCCUAAACACGGAAUCACCAAAAACACAUGCAAAAUUGCGUGCCCAGCAAUGCCGAUUCUGGAAAACGUUUUUUCCCAAAGUCUUGGAAUUGUCAGGAAAUAUUGAUGAAGCUGAGCGUGAAUGGAAAGCAAGUUUCCGUCGCUGGAACAGCUAUAUGAUGGACUGGAGAAAUCAAUUUAAUGAUUACACAAGCAGGAAAGAGAGCUGUCCAGGUCCCUAAUUAAUAGGCAUGGCCUUUCAGGAAUGUUCCUGCUCCUGUGGAUCAAGGCAAAUGGGCUGGUAGCUCACUUGAGAGCCUCCAAAGGAAGCUGUUCUAUAGCUGAAUCCAAAUGCCAAGAGGACGAUAUUGAUUCCUCACAUUUUCUCUUUGUAUUUUACCUUUCAUUUCAGGAAACAAUCCAUUUGACAGGCCAAACUAAAAUGCACAUAUUAGAGUUUGACCAUGAAUUUAUGGGCAAAUUUCAACCUUUGGCUAUUUAAAAUUCCUCUACCCAGAAGCAUUUUAAGCAUAAAUUUUGACAUAAAUUUUCCACUAUACUGAAAAGCACUGAUUUUAUUUUAUUUUAUUAUUAUAUUUUUUUUAGUGAGGUAAUUGGGGGUAAGUGACUUGCCCAGGA
Messenger RNA from Dromiciops gliroides (monito del monte), 2341 nucleotides. It is a transcript of the gene BCHE, whose product is annotated as butyrylcholinesterase. The transcript is spliced from 4 exons. Gene Ontology annotation, molecular function: acetylcholinesterase activity. Gene Ontology annotation, cellular component: plasma membrane. Gene Ontology annotation, biological process: acetylcholine catabolic process; choline metabolic process. The record is from RefSeq and is a predicted model, not a curated record. NCBI's taxonomy places the organism in Eukaryota, Metazoa, Chordata, Mammalia, Microbiotheria, Microbiotheriidae. Bases 136 to 1944 code for a protein of 602 amino acids.